This is a messenger RNA of Pyrgilauda ruficollis (rufous-necked snowfinch), 3021 nucleotides long. Its product is annotated as ATPase family AAA domain-containing protein 2-like. Gene Ontology annotation, molecular function: histone binding; chromatin binding; ATP hydrolysis activity. The transcript has 21 exons. The record is from RefSeq and is a predicted model, not a curated record. Gene Ontology annotation, cellular component: nucleus. NCBI's taxonomy places the organism in Eukaryota, Metazoa, Chordata, Aves, Passeriformes, Passeridae. The coding region runs from base 1 to 3021 and encodes 1006 amino acids. Gene Ontology annotation, biological process: positive regulation of transcription by RNA polymerase II.
AUGUCCCACGCUUCCUGGGAGAGCAAAAGGCGAAACGUGGGUGUUUUCCUGCAUGUGGUCCGAAGGGCUUCGCUAAGCGCAUCUUCACGUGGGCCCUGGAGAGAGGAGGCUGUGGAGGGGAGGGAGGACAUACCAGAGGCUGGAAAAACUGAAAAGUGGGAGCUUCGACUUGGCAGCGAAGCCCUUGUAGAACCUAGAAGAUAUGACACAGAUUCUUCAGGACAAUCUUCAUCUGUCUCAGAGAGAGAUUCAUGCAAAGGGUACAAAAGACAGAGAUAUGGAGUCCUCAGCAGUGAUUCCUUUUCCUCUUCUGAUGAUGAUGAGGAUUUUGAAAUACAGAAGAAGAAGAGAAAUUUAAGGAGAUCUCUUCUGGUCAGCUUUCAGAAGUGUGCCUCAACAGGAGUUGACAAGGAUACCAUGAAAACUGGAGGAAGUCUGGCUGGUGUGGAGCAAAUGCAAAUAGAUGGUUCAGUACAGUUUGAUGGUGUGGGUGGUCUUUCUGACCACAUUUCAUCUUUAAAAGAGAUGGUCAUUUUUCCAUUGCUUUAUCCCGAAAUCUUUGAGAGAUUGAAAAUUGAACCUCCAAGAGGCUGUCUGUUCUAUGGUCCUCCAGGGACAGGAAAGACACUGCUUGCUCGUGCACUUGCUAAUGAAUGCAGUCAAGGUGACAUGAGAGUAACCUUUUUUAUGAGAAAAGGUGCUGAGUGCCUGAGUAAAUGGAUAGGAGAAUCUGAACGACAGCUUCGUUUAUUAUUUGAGCAGGCCUACCAGAUGCGACCUUCAAUUAUUUUCUUUGACGAGAUUGAUGCUCUGGCUCCUGUACGGUCCAAUAAACAAGACCAAAUUCAUAGCUCUGUUGUGGGGACGCUUCUGGCACUUAUGGAUGGCUUAACCAGCAGAGGAGAGGUUGUGGUGAUAGGAGCCACCAACAGACUGGAUUCCAUAGAUCCUGCUUUGCGAAGACCUGGUCGCUUUGAACGAGAAUUCCGCUUCCGUUUGCCAAACAAAGAGGCAAGAAAAGAAAUUUUCAAAAUUCACACACGAGACUGGAAGCCGAAGCCAUCGGACAACUUACUUGAAGAGCUGGCUGAAGAAUGCGUUGGAUACUGUGGUGCUGAUAUUAAAGCCUUAUGUGCCGAAACUGGUCUCUGUGCUUUGCGGCAUCGCUAUCCUCAGCUAUAUGAAAGCAGACAGAGACUGCAGAUAAACAUGGAUUCAAUUAAAAUAAAAGCAAAUGACUUUUCCAUGGCCAUGCAGAAGACUGUUCCAGCUUCACGGAGGGUUGUGCCUUCCCCUGGGCAAGCACUAUCAGCUAUUUCAAAGCCACUGUUAGAAGACACACUGGAAAGGAUUUUACAAACCUUGCAGAGAGUAUUUCCCCAUGCUGAGCUUGCACUAAAGAAGGACCAACAGCAAGGAAAUUAUGUGAUCGAUAGUGAUGAGGAAUCACCAUCAAUCUCUGAAGAGAAGCUGACUCAUAAAAUGUCUGGUUACAAGAAGGCAGAAUUCCGCACUUUCAGCAGAAAUCCUCGUGACCAACCAACAUCUUACAGGCCACGGUUCUUACUAAUUGAAGAGCCAGGAUCUGGGCAAGCUUCUGAUUUGGCAGCUGCAGUAAUACAUUCCCUGGAAAAGUUUCCAAUUUAUACACUAGAUACACCAACUUUGUUUGCUAGCACAUUACCAGAUGAAACAUGUGUACAGAUAAAAGUAUUGUUUAAUAAUGAAUAUGAAGAAGUAUUCAGAAUCUCACGUCCAACCUGUGCUGAGAGAAGACGUUUUUUUGAGGACUUAGUUAUGAAGCAAGCUGCUCAACCUCCUGCAUUAAAAAACAACACAACUUGCCAGCCUUUGGAAGUGCUGCCUGUAGCACCACCACCUACGCCUCGAAAGCUGACAGAGGAAGAAAUAAAACAGUUGGAAGAGCAGGAAGAGGAUACAUUGCGUGAACUCAGGAUUUACUUAAGAGAUGUGGCUCAAAGACUUGUCAUUGACAAACGUUUCAAAGCAUUUACAAAGCCCAUUGUCUCAGAGGAGGCACCCAAUUACAAGGACACAAUUGAACAGCCCAUGGACCUCUCGACAGUUCUCUUCAAGAUUGACAUGCACCAAUACUUAACUGCAAGAGAUUUUCUAAAGGAUAUUGAUCUAAUAUGUAGCAAUGCUUUAGAGUACAAACCAAAUAAAGGGCCUGCAGAUCAUCUCCUGAGGCACAAAGCUUGUACUUUGAGUGAUACGGCAUAUUCCAUAGUGAGGCAUGAAAUGGAUGAAGAUUUUGAGCAACGCUGCCAAAAAAUUAAAGAGUCUCGUAAGGAAAGAGGUAGCCACACAAGACACAAUUCUUUGCUCUGUGGGUGUAAGAAAGAAAACUCAAAGUGUAAUGAGAAAUGCAAGACGCCUGCAGCGCCUGUGGACACCAGUACCUCCUGCUCUAAUGAUAAGUCAAAAAGAAAAUGUAAAAUGAAGGAAGACUCUUCAAGUAUCUCAGUAAAGAGGGAGAAUGUUCAGUUUGUAUCCUCCCAGGACAGUCCUAUAGAAGAACAUGAAAAUGUACUUCAAGGACAACAGAAAAAUGGGACAGAAAAUGAAAGUGAGAGAGUGACCCUUGUGGCUAAAUGCCCUGCUGAAGAAAAGAGUGUCAUGCUUCCUGAAUGUUCAGACCUAAGAGAGGAGAUUGAAAUGCCAGAUUGCCAAAUAGCCAGAACUGUUGAAGAUUCAGGUUCAAGUGAUUCACAAGUACAUCCUACAGCUUGUGUGGGACAUUCUCAGCUGGAUGAGCAACUGCAAGUAUGUGACGGGGAAGCAAAGAAAAUUCACAUACAGGGAGUGUCUGUGGAUUACUCUGAACUCAGACAAGUGCUGGAUUUGGUCAUUGCGGCAACUGAGAAUGUCAGUAUAUCUCGCAUGGAAAGACUAUAUGCUCUUCUUAGCCAGUGCAUUUACCGACAUCGGGAAGAUGAUGACAAAACUGAGUUAGUGAAGGCAAUGAAGAAAGAAAUUGCAACGUUAAAUUAUCUGUGA